Molecule: messenger RNA, 708 nt
Organism: Ichthyophthirius multifiliis
Lineage: Eukaryota; Ciliophora; Oligohymenophorea; Hymenostomatida
Product: msp domain protein
Exons: 9
Biological process (GO): endoplasmic reticulum membrane organization
Cellular component (GO): endoplasmic reticulum membrane; plasma membrane
Source: RefSeq, a predicted model, not a curated record
AUGUUUAUAUUUAAGAAUAUUUUUAGAUAAAUGAAAUAAUUUGAAGAUUAUGUAGAUUUAUAUCCAUUAGAUCGUAUAACAUUUUCAUAUUUGCCUUCAUAAUUAAUGCACGCUUAAUUGAGAAUAAAAAAUAAAAGCAAUUCUAAAUUAUUAUAUAAAAUAAAAACUACAAAUCCAAGAAAUUAUGCAGUAAAACCAAGUUAAGGAACAAUUCAUUCUUUUUUUGAUACUACAAUAGAUUUAACAAUGCAGCCUUUUUAACAUAUAGAUGUCAAUAAUUUAAGAUUAACUGAUAAAUUUUUAAUAAUAAUUGCUGAAGUAAAUGAUGAAUAAGCAUAAUAAGAUGAUUUAAAUGAAAUUUUCGAAAAAAAAGGACUUAAAAAGAAAUUAGAAGUUUCUAUUAUUUAGAAUAAUGAAUCAACAAAUUAAUAAAUGUAUAAUAGUCAAGAAUAAAUUAAAAAAUCUGGAAAUUUAUUAAAUAAUUCUUAAAAUAAGCUAUAUUAAUCUGUAAAUAAUGCUUUUAGCACAUUAAAUACUAUUAAUGAUGAUAAAUAAAAAGAAUAAGUAGAAAAAUAUGAAAAUGAAUUAAAGUUAAAAAUUAUAUUAAAACAAGUGGAAUAAGUUACAAAAAGUUCUAAUUAUAGUAUUAUUCAUAUUAUUAUUAUAGCUUUAUUAAGUCUUAUUAUUGGAACUCUUAUUUAAAAAUGA